AUGUCUGAUAAUAGAAGACGUAGACGUGAGGAAGAUGAUUCCGAUUCAGAUAAUGAGCUACCUCCAUCCUCGCCUCAGCAACCUCUCAGGAGAGGAAUGAAUCCAGUUUCGUCACCCAUUGGUUCUCCAGAUAUGAUUAAUCCUGAAGGUGACGAUAACGAAGUUGACGAUGUGCCAGACAUUGAUGAGGUGGAAGAACAAAUGAACGAAGUGGAUUUGAUGGGCGAUGAUAUGUACGAGGACUAUGCGGCGGAUCAGAGUAGAGAUAGGUAUGAUCCGAAUCAAGUUGAUGACAGAGAACAACAAGAGCUGUCUUUGAGCGAACGUCGACGCAUUGAUUCUCAGCUAAAUGAAAGAGACAGGUUAUUGAGAAACGUUGCAUACAUAGAUGACGAGGAUGAAGAACAAGAAGGUGCUGCACAAUUAGAUGAGAUGGGUCUUCCAGUGCAAAGACGGAGAAGGAGAAGGCAGUAUGAGGAUUUGGAAAACAGCGAUGACGAUCUAUUGAGUGAUAUGGACAUUGACCCAUUAAGAGAAGAACUAACCCUAGAAUCCUUGAGUAAUGUCAAGGCUAAUAGCUACUCAGAAUGGAUUACACAACCUAAUGUAUCAAGAACUAUUGCUAGAGAAUUGAAAUCAUUCCUACUAGAAUACACGGAUGAGACAGGUCGCUCUGUGUACGGUGCACGUAUUAGAACUUUAGGUGAAAUGAACUCAGAAUCUUUAGAAGUUAAUUAUAGACAUUUGGCAGAGUCCAAAGCUAUCUUGGCGUUGUUCUUAGCCAAAUGUCCGGAAGAAAUGUUAAAAAUAUUUGAUCUAGUUGCCAUGGAAGCAACGGAAUUACAUUAUCCAGAUUAUGCUCGUAUUCACUCGGAGAUUCAUGUAAGAAUAUCUGAUUUUCCAACAAUAUACAGUUUACGUGAAUUACGUGAAUCUAAUUUGACCUCUCUCGUACGUGUCACUGGGGUAGUGACAAGAAGAACAGGAGUCUUUCCUCAAUUGAAAUAUGUUAAGUUCAAUUGCUUGAAGUGUGGCUCUAUUUUGGGCCCAUUUUUCCAAGAUUCUAAUGAAGAAAUUAGAAUCUCAUUUUGCACAAACUGUAAAUCAAAAGGUCCCUUUAGAGUCAAUGGCGAAAAAACUGUUUAUCGAAAUUAUCAGAGAGUCACACUCCAGGAAGCACCUGGAACUGUUCCUCCAGGUCGUUUACCAAGACAUAGAGAAGUUAUUUUAUUGGCUGAUUUGGUGGAUGUAUCCAAGCCAGGUGAAGAGGUAGAGGUUACUGGUAUUUAUAAAAACAAUUACGAUGGUAAUUUGAACGCAAAGAAUGGGUUUCCCGUUUUUGCUACAAUUAUCGAAGCAAACUCUGUUAAAAGAAGGGAAGGUAAUGCAGCUAAUGAUGGUGAGGAGGGGCUAGAUGUUUUUAGUUGGACUGAAGAAGAAGAACGCGAAUUUAGAAAGAUAUCUAGAGAUCGUGGCAUUAUCGAUAAAAUCAUAUCGUCAAUGGCACCAUCCAUCUAUGGUCAUAGGGACAUCAAAACUGCUGUUGCUUGUUCAUUAUUUGGGGGUGUUCCAAAAAACGUUAAUGGAAAACAUUCCAUUCGUGGUGAUAUCAAUGUGUUAUUGUUAGGUGACCCAGGUACUGCUAAAUCUCAAAUCCUGAAAUACGUUGAGAAAACUGCGCAUAGAGCCGUCUUUGCAACUGGACAAGGUGCUUCUGCUGUUGGUUUGACUGCAUCAGUAAGGAAAGAUCCUAUUACUAAAGAAUGGACUUUGGAAGGUGGUGCGCUGGUGCUAGCUGAUAAGGGUGUUUGUUUAAUUGAUGAGUUCGAUAAAAUGAACGACCAGGAUCGUACAUCCAUUCAUGAGGCUAUGGAACAACAAAGUAUUUCUAUUUCCAAAGCGGGUAUUGUUACAACACUACAAGCACGUUGUUCAAUUAUUGCUGCGGCAAAUCCAAAUGGUGGGAGAUACAAUUCAACAUUGCCAUUAGCUCAAAAUGUUAGUUUAACUGAACCAAUUCUUUCUAGAUUUGACAUUUUAUGUGUUGUUAGGGAUCUUGUUGAUGAAGAGGCAGACGAAAGAUUGGCAAGGUUUGUUGUUGAUUCUCAUGUAAGAUCUCAUCCAGAAAACGAAGAGGACCGAGAAGGUGAGGAGCUCAAGAAUAAUGGUGAGUCAGCGGUGGAACAAGGAGAAGAUGCAGUAAAUGAACAAAUUACUGCAAGGCAGAGAAGACUUCAAAGACAAAGAAAGAAAGAAGAAGAAAUAUCACCAAUUCCACAGGAACUAUUAAUGAAGUAUAUUCACUAUGCAAGAACUAAAAUUUACCCCAAAUUACACCAAAUGGAUAUGGAUAAGGUUAGUAGGGUGUAUGCAGAUUUGAGAAGAGAGAGUAUUUCUACAGGUUCAUUUCCAAUCACUGUUCGUCAUUUAGAAUCCAUUUUAAGAAUUGCAGAAUCAUUCGCUAAAAUGAGGUUAUCUGAGUUCGUAUCCUCUUAUGAUUUAGACAGAGCUAUCAAAGUUGUGGUUGAUUCCUUUGUUGAUGCGCAAAAAGUCAGUGUUCGCCGUCAACUCCGCAGAUCUUUCGCUAUUUAUACCUUGGGCCACUAA
Saccharomyces mikatae IFO 1815 is the source of this 2607-nucleotide messenger RNA. It is a transcript of the gene MCM2, whose product is annotated as MCM DNA helicase complex subunit MCM2. The transcript has a single exon. The record is from RefSeq and is a predicted model, not a curated record. Gene Ontology annotation, cellular component: nucleus; MCM complex. Gene Ontology annotation, biological process: DNA replication; double-strand break repair via break-induced replication; mitotic DNA replication initiation. Bases 1 to 2607 code for a protein of 868 amino acids. Gene Ontology annotation, molecular function: 3'-5' DNA helicase activity; single-stranded DNA binding; ATP binding. NCBI's taxonomy places the organism in Eukaryota, Fungi, Ascomycota, Saccharomycetes, Saccharomycetales, Saccharomycetaceae.